AUGGAUAUCGCUGAUCAGGAGAUGGAAAAGGCUGAGCGCCAGGCGUCGCCGGAGAGAUUUCCUGAGACCUUUCCGCCAAGACGACUGACGCAUGAGAUCGAGCGCCUCCCAACCAACGCCUCGACCACCUCAAGUUCGUCCGGCGGCUCAGCUGCUCGCAGAGAAAAUGGCAUGAGCCGCACGUCCACACAGGGCGACCUGGAGCGCAACCCGACCGUCCUGAGCAGAAUUCAAACCGCGAAGAGCCAACAUGCUGGCACCAUCGGAAAGAGCGAGACGGGGAAGAGCAGGGAGAGUAGGAGACCUCUCCCUGAGAUGGGACUGGGCAAGCCUUAUCCGCCUCCGUUGCCCGACCAGGAGCAGUAUGUGGUUGAGUUCGUCGGGCCAGACGAUCCAUUGCACGCCCAGAAUUGGCCGUUGAAGAAGAAAAUCUUUACGGCCGUCAUCCUUGGUUAUACGACUCUUGUGUCGGCCUUUACCUCUAGUAUCUUCUCCACCGCAACAAGAGCAGUGGCCCAUAAAUUCCAUGUCUCCAGCGAAGUGGGAUUGCUCGGCCUCUCGUUCUAUGUUCUUGGAUUUGCCUUGGGUCCCGUCUUCUGGGCCCCUCUCAGUGAGCUGAAAGGCCGACGGCUGCCUUUGAUUCUAUCCAUGUUUGGAUUUUCAAUCUUCCAGGUGGCCGUCGCUGCUGGCAAAGAUCUUCAAACGGUCUUGCUUUGUCGAUUCUGGGGAGGUAUAUUCGGGGCUUGUCCUUUGGCUGUUGUGGCUGCCGUCUUCUCCGACAUGUUUGACAAUAGAACUCGUGGCUUAGCUAUCACAGUCUUCUCGAUGACCGUUUUCACUGGUCCUCUUCUUGCACCCUUUAUUGGAGGAUUUAUCGUGGAGAGUUACUUGGGUUGGCGUUGGACUGAAUGGAUCGUGGCUAUCAUGGGCUUCCUUGCCUUCUUCCUCGAUCUGUUCUUCCUCGAAGAGACUUACCCUCCCAUCAUCCUGGUUUCCAAAGCCGCCGAGCUCCGUAGAAGAACCAAGAACUGGGGCAUUCACGCCAAGCAGGAAGAAAUCGAGAUCGACUUCCGCGAGUUGAUCAACAAGAACUUCUCGCGUCCCAUGCGUCUUCUGGCCACAGAACCCAUCGUCCUGCUUCUGAGUAUUUACAUGGCUUUCAUCUAUGGUUUACUCUACCUGUUCCUAACGGCCUACCCGAUCGUUUUCCAGCAGAUCCAUGGCUUCAACGGUGGUGUUGGAGGACUGCCAUACUUCGGGAUGAUCAUCGGGAUGCUCUUGGCCGGUCUCUAUAUCGUGCUGACCCAAGCAAGCUACAAUCGUAAGCUCCAGGCUAAUAACAACAUCCCGAUUCCAGAAUGGCGUCUGCCACCUGUCAUCUACGGCGGUAUGUCCUUCGCCGGCGGUCUCUUCUGGUUCGGCUGGUCUGGCUACCGCGCCGACAUCCACUGGAUUGUGCCCACUCUUUCUGGGCUCAUGACCGGUUUUGGGCUCCUGUCCAUCUUCCUGCAAUCCCUCAACUACCUCGUCGACGCCUACCUCAUGUUCGCCGCCUCCGCUAUUGCCGCCAACACCUUCCUGCGUUCUCUGGCUGGCGCCGGCUUCCCGCUCUUCGCCACGUACAUGUUCAAUGGCAUGGGUGUCAACUGGGCCGGCACGCUCCUCGGCUGCGUCGCUCUGUGCCUCGUCCCCAUCCCCAUCUGCUUCUACAUCUACGGCGCCCGCAUCCGAAGCCACAGUUCCUUCGCCCCGAUACUGCCCGUCGUGCCGAACGAAGAGGAAACCCCGACCAAGGAUGGCGAGGAUGCCGUCUAG
This is a messenger RNA of Amorphotheca resinae ATCC 22711, 1815 nucleotides long. RefSeq lists its product as hypothetical. Gene Ontology annotation, molecular function: transmembrane transporter activity. The coding region runs from base 1 to 1815 and encodes 604 amino acids. Gene Ontology annotation, biological process: transmembrane transport. NCBI's taxonomy places the organism in Eukaryota, Fungi, Ascomycota, Leotiomycetes, Helotiales, Amorphothecaceae. The transcript is spliced from 4 exons. The record is from RefSeq and is a predicted model, not a curated record.